AUGGAUUUUGAUGCUAAGUAUAAGCAAAAUUUUUCUUCAUCUCUACCCUUAUUUUUCAAUGAAACAAACUCGAAAUCGCGAGACGAAAGGGUGUUCUUAGAAGGGGCAUCUUGCUAUGAUCUCCAAGAGUUUCAUCAUGUUGAGAAUUUUAAUAUGAAUCUAAUUGUAUCAUCCUCUAACACAAAUUUAAACCCUUUGUUUGAGAUUCAACAAAAUGAUUUAGACUCUUAUGAAAAUUCCCCAUUUGGGUUAUUUCCAAAUUAUGAUUUUUAUGAGACUAAACCAUUUGUUGAUCAUGUUACAAAUGAUGGUGGUUUAGUGCCUUUGUUGGAGAAUUUUAAUCAAAAUGGAGGAAAUUUAGGCAAUUCUCACAUGAUAAAUCAAGGUUCUCAAAGCUAUAAUAACCCUUUUAAUUAUUGUGAUUAUGGGUUUAGGCCCUCCGAUGAGGACUCAAGUGUAACCCCUAAAACUACGGUAAGGAAACAAAGAAGGAGCCGCAAGAAGACUAGUGUAGUCAAGGGCCAAUGGACUACCGAAGAAGAUAGGCUCUUGAAUCAAUUGGUGGAACGUCAUGGUGUAAGAAAAUGGUCUCAAAUUGCUCAAUUGCUGAAUGGAAGGAUUGGAAAGCAAUGCAGAGAACGAUGGCAUAAUCAUUUAAGGCCUGAUAUUAAGAAAGAUGUGUGGACUGAAGAGGAAGACAGGAUUCUCAUCAAAGCCCAUGCAGAAAUAGGCAACAAAUGGGCUGAAAUUGCAAAGAAACUUCCAGGAAGAACAGAAAACUCCAUUAAAAACCAUUGGAAUGCUACCAAAAGAAGACAAUUUUCCAAGAGAAAAUGCAGAACAAAGUACCCAAGAAAAAGUUCUCUCUUAGAAGAAUACAUCAAGAGUUUAACUCCUGAAACAAUCAAUGCUGGUUGUAGGAAAAAACCGACUUCUUCGAUGAAAAAUGAAGCAAAUUCAUCGAAACAACAAAUCGAAUCCUCGAAUUCGAGCUCAAGUGAUCAAGUAAGGCUAGAACAUGAUUUUGGGGAGGUUCCCGAUUUUGAUUUUAAUGCCCAAAUGUUUGAAGAAGGUAGUUUAGAUUCUAUACUUGAUUGUUAUGAUGAUCCACAACAUGGGCAUAAGCUUAACGAGGUUAUGAAUCAUCCCCAUGAUAGUUUGAGUUCAUUGAGGCAAUUUGGUGAGAAAAGGGAGCUUGAUUUGAUGGAAAUGAUUAAUCAAGUUAAUAUCUAA
This is a messenger RNA of Amaranthus tricolor (Joseph's coat), 1233 nucleotides long. RefSeq names its product transcription factor MYB118-like. The record is from RefSeq and is a predicted model, not a curated record. Gene Ontology annotation, biological process: regulation of DNA-templated transcription. The coding region runs from base 1 to 1233 and encodes 410 amino acids. Gene Ontology annotation, molecular function: RNA polymerase II cis-regulatory region sequence-specific DNA binding; DNA-binding transcription factor activity, RNA polymerase II-specific. Lineage: Eukaryota; Viridiplantae; Streptophyta; Magnoliopsida; Caryophyllales; Amaranthaceae. Gene Ontology annotation, cellular component: nucleus. The transcript is spliced from 3 exons.